Poecilia reticulata (guppy) is the source of this 1385-nucleotide messenger RNA. RefSeq names its product lysophospholipase 1. The record is from RefSeq and is a predicted model, not a curated record. NCBI's taxonomy places the organism in Eukaryota, Metazoa, Chordata, Actinopteri, Cyprinodontiformes, Poeciliidae. Gene Ontology annotation, cellular component: cytoplasm. Gene Ontology annotation, biological process: protein depalmitoylation. Gene Ontology annotation, molecular function: palmitoyl-(protein) hydrolase activity; carboxylic ester hydrolase activity.
UAAAACAGCCCAGUCAGUUGGAAAACAGCGUCCUAGUAGCUUCUGGAGAGCCAGCCGACCGUUUGUCUUCUCACGGAAUUCAACUUACAGAAAAGAAAAUUCAGGGUUUCUGUUGGUAAAAAGAGGCUGGGUACCUUUCACCUUUUUCCUCAGAUAAAAUAUUCUCCUCAGUUACUGUGUUUGUAUUAUCGCCUAAACACCUGCUUAGUGUCGGUGUUUAGCCGAGAUCAGCUAAAUUGUGGCUGCCUCAGCGCUGUAUGUGCGGUAACAACAUGUCAGCGCCUUUACCUGCCAUCGUGCCUGCUGCCCGGAAAGCCACUGCGGCGGUCAUUUUUCUGCAUGGCCUUGGUGAUACUGGACAUGGAUGGGCAGAGGCAUUUGAAGGCAUUAGAAUACCUCAUGUGAAAUACAUCUGUCCACAUGCUCCUACAAUGCCGGUUUCUCUGAACAUGAGGAUGUCCAUGCCUGCAUGGUUUGAUAUCUAUGGGUUGAGUCCAGAGGCCGAAGAAGACGAGGCUGGUAUCAAGAGAGCCUCUGAAAACGUUAAAGCUAUAAUAGAUCAAGAAGUGAGGAAUGGGAUACCUUCACACAGAAUUCUCCUGGGUGGGUUUUCGCAGGGUGGAGCCUUGUCUCUGUACACGGCUCUGACGUCUCAGCAGAAGCUUGCCGGUGUGGUCGCGCUGAGCUGUUGGCUUCCCCUCCGUAAAUCCUUCCCUCAGGCGGCUGCUAACAGUGCUAACAAGGACAUGCAUGUCCUCCAGUGCCACGGGGAUUCCGAUCCCCUCGUCCCGUUUGUGUUCGGAGUCCAGACGGCGGAGAAGAUGAAGAGCCUCAUCAACCCGGCCAACGUCACCUUUAAACCGUACCGCGGUCUACCUCACAGUGCCUGUCCAGAGGAAAUGAUCGACGUCAAGCGGUUCAUAGAGAAGCGGCUUCCCGCCCUCAGCGACGAACCCAGUGAUACCGGGAGUGGCCUGUUAGACUGCAGAACGGCCUGACUGAGACAAUGCUGCAGCUCCGCUCAGUGUUACUGUAGAGGAGCGUUAGCUGCUUGAUCGCAAAGCAUGUUGCCACUGAGACGAGCCAUUUUUGCAGGAACUGUAUGUAUUAUAAUGACUAGGGCUAAACUUUUAAGUUUAAUACUGACACUCACAAUAAAUGGCCUGUUGUAAAAAAAAAAAAAGAAGCUUUUGUAAUUCAGAUAAGUGUAAAUAUGAGCGACAUCCCUUUGGCUACAGGAGUUUCUUUAGCAAAAUUGCCGUUUUGUAGAGACGCAGUGAUCAGGCAUUUUCUGGAUGGUACAGAUUUUCCUUCCAAUUUUAUUUCUUAUCUGUUCUCAAGACUGCAGCAAAUGAUAGUAAAAAUAUGUUGCAUUUUCCUUGACA